Molecule: messenger RNA, 972 nt
Organism: Cyclocybe aegerita
Lineage: Eukaryota; Fungi; Basidiomycota; Agaricomycetes; Agaricales; Hemipholiotaceae
Source: the annotation of a GenBank genome assembly
AUGCGCAUGCUUGGAAACUCCACCAGAGGUCUCUUGCCUAAACAGUGGCACCUCCUCUAUAGAUCCGCCCGUAAUAAGGGCACAAUGAACCAGCUAAAAUGGAUGCAGCGAAAAGCUGCUCUAUGGAUCACGGGUGCCUUCUGCACCUCCCCUACAGGCGGUCUUGAGGCCUUGGCAGGUCUCAUCCCCAUCCACCUUAUGCUGAAGAAGUUGGCAACGCGCACAGUGUAUUGCGUCGCCACACUCUCAGACACCCAUCCUCUUCACUCCAUGAUGGGCGAGGGACUCCUUAAACGGGCAGAACCACACACCCACUCAGCUGCCUUGAUGACCCCAGCUAUGCGAGGGAAGGUCAAGAGCACUGUCAUGGAGGUGGACAAGCACAUCCACACCUUAACUGAGAGCUUCGAGCCCUUUGCGCCCGAAGCUCACCCAGGUGAUCAGUUACUGGACCGCUAUGCGGACCGUCUCCACUUUGAUGAGCCAAGGGCCGAUCCUUUAACAGUACUGGCUGCAACUGAUGGCUCUGUCCCUCAGUCCAACCAGUAUCAGGCGACUUCAGUUGCCAUCAUCUACAAGGGACAUCACAAGCUCGAAAGGACUUGCUAUGUCUCUGGCAGAGUUACCGCCCUGGAUGCGGAACUCAAUGCCAUUGCGUGUGCAGUGCGCCUUGCUGUCAAGCAGGCAAACUGCCAACAUAUUAUGGUCUUUAUUGACUCCAUGGGCUCAGUCCAUAAAGCAGUGGACCCCUCCGUACACUCUGGCCAGGCUUUCAGUCUGUCAGUCUGUCAUGCUCUCCAAGAGUGGUUCAAGGCAGACAAUCUCCGCUGCAUCACCUUCGUCUACAUCCCAUCCACUUUGCGGUGGGAUAUCCAUGGUGAGGCACACAAAUGCACUGUGCUCCUGAGCCGCGCACUCAGUCCUGGACUCAUGGAGUUCCACUUUCCAGGAUCCAACCUACAGGGGCUCUGA